UGUAUCGUUCAUUGUUUUUUUAAUUGUUAUAUUUUUUAAUAAAGCAUCAAUAACAAAAAAUAACACAAUUUAAAAUGGACUACAAACAAACAUGUAGUUAUGGCUCUUCCGUCAAAAUAUCAAAUUGGCAAGAUCGAAUGUUGUCUUAUCCGCUCGAUAAUUCAAACCCAAAGUCAAUAGGGUCAUCGCAUUAUCGAGCUUUAGGAGAUUCAAAUCUUCUUUUCAUUCCGAAAACAACAACUCAAGAACAACAAGAAUCUGGAAUACUAACUAAAUCUGAAGCACGGCAAGUUGCCAAGGCUGAAAUUAAUUUUGUUUCGUAUCCUAUGAAUGAUUUUCGUUUCGAAAAUUAUGGUCCCAAAGAAUCUCUGUACGUCGAGCCUAAGAUAACAACUUAUCAGGAAGUCUUCAAACCACCGCGACCAUUGACUAAGAAAUUAGAUUGCUGUGAAAAAGUCUUACAUCCACUUUUCAAUAAAAAGCCAAAAAAUGAUUUUGAAAUGCUUCCUACAUCAACAAAUAUGUUCAUGGAUGACCAUUUAGUGAAAAUUUCUGAAGGCAAAAAGAAAAUUAAUUUUUUUCGACAGAUACGAAAUACUUCAAACAUAUUUUAUUGAAAAAAUAAAAUUUGGAAGAAUCAGAUUUGUUUGAAAAUAACGGUUCUUACAUUGAUUACAUGUUCUCUGUUAUAACUAGCGCACUCUAUAUUUUCACUGCAAGAACAUAAAAAGCUUUUUGAAGUUUAAAAAAGCUCUUAGCUGAGUAAAUCAAGUCGAAGAGACAUUGACAUAGUGUGUCAAUUAGAGGAGACCUUUUGAGUUUAUAAACUAUUACAACAGAUGUGGCUACGUUUGAAUACUUAAAAAUUAAAAUUAAAAUCUUAUUCGUUCCUUAGUUGUGUUCAUAAAAACAGCAGUGCUGUUGAAAUUUUAUUAAAUUGUCAAUUA
Molecule: messenger RNA, 947 nt
Organism: Eupeodes corollae
Lineage: Eukaryota; Metazoa; Arthropoda; Insecta; Diptera; Syrphidae
Exons: 4
Coding region: 75-617 (180 amino acids)
Source: RefSeq, a predicted model, not a curated record